GUCAAAUAAGCUAGCCAAAAUAAAAACAUGGCCGCCGCUCAGGCAAGGUUCGACGCUGCUGUAAAAGUGAUACAAAGUUUGCCCAAAAAUGGGUCCAUCACCCCUUCCCAUGAGACCAUGCUCACAUUCUACGCCUACUACAAGCAGGCCACGAUUGGUCCAUGUGACAUCAGCAGACCUGGAUUCUGGGACGUAGUCGGCAGGGCAAAGUGGGAGGCAUGGAAUCGUCUGGGCAACAUGCCCAAAGAAGAAGCCAUGGACAACUACGUGGACACUCUGAAAAAGAUCAUAGAGGCACUACCACAGAACAAAGAAAUGCAGGACUUCAUGCAUGUUCUUGGGCCGUUCUAUGAACUUGUUGACCUUGAAACCCCUUUCCAAUCAGGGAAAUCUUCACCGAACCAAUCAGAACUGUCCAUCUCUGACCAACCAGUUCUUGCUAUAAAAGAAAAUGGAGAGAUUCCCACCAAUCACAUUGGAGAGACCUUAGAUGAUAUACAAACAAAUAACAACAAAAACACAGAAAAAUCAACAGACAAUUCUGAAGAAAAUGAAACUGAAAUUACCAAUCAGAUGCAUGGAGAAGCAGGGAAGAUUGGAAAGCAGGAAGAAUUAACCAAUCACAGAGGGGAGGAUGUCUCAACCAAUCAGACAGAAGAAGAGAUAGUGACCAACCAGAGAGAAGCAGAGGCUUUGAUCAAUCACAAACAAGGCAAGGGAGACAACAGCCAAUCAGAGGAGAGGGAAGAAUCUGGGGUGGAAGUAGAGGAAGUGAUGGAGGAAGUUCAACCUGGCAAAGGUUUUGAUGAUGAAAAUCUCCAUGGAAACCAAGUGACCACACCCCCCGUUACCAAGGUGAUGCUGAUGGAGAUUCCGACCCCGCCCGUCAUUAUCGACACCCCGCUGCCAGCCAAGCAUCAUGGGAAGGGACCUGCACAGCCGGAUGAAGAUGACAGAGAGGAGAACCUUCCCAGGAGAGUGAACGGCCACAGUUUCCCUCCCCAUCACAUCAACAGUGACUCAGACACGGACAGCGAGCUGUACCAGGACAGCGUGGACACCCCGGCUGUCCCCGAUGAGAUGCCAAGCCUAAUAUCUCCGUCUCCAAGUAGCCAGACUCCAGAGGGUCUGUCUAGAAACAACAGUUUUGUGACUCAGGCUGAGAUCCACCACGACAGCAACGGACUGCCUUCCCAUGGUGCAUUGCAGCAGACAGAAAGGCAUGAUGGGAUGGACGCCCUCUCCAGUAGCUUGCCACUUGACUCUUCACACUUGGAUGAUUCAUAUAACAACAGUUUGAGCUUCUCACCUCUGAUUCGUCAGGGCAGGUCAGGUGACGUGGAGAGACGGUUGGAUUUGGAAAGCCCUGCUGUGAUUGGUCGAGGAGGUGGAGAGAUGGGAGGUCAGGGCAAAGGUCAGAGUGGACAGGUGGGCAGCAGGAGGCAGAGUGGAGACAGUACAAGCAGUGGGGGGAGAGGUGCUCGAGACAGAGGGGGCACCCCAGGCAGACGAGGGGCGGGGGGUUACUAUGGAGGAGGGGGUGGAGAUGACGGGGAGAGGGGGAGGGGGCGAGGACAGGGCCCAUCUGACGUCAAUGAACACAUCGCUGUUGCCCUGGACCGUCUACAGCAGGACAUGAACUUUGUUCUGGCCAGACUCAGCACCCUGGAGGCACUCUCUACUUCUCAGGCAAGAGGAGGUAUAGUUGCCCCUGCAGUUCAAGCUGUGCAACCCCAACAGCAACAGGAAAGUUCCUGGUGGCCUUUCUCCAACUUGUCUGGAAAAACAGCCUUUUUCAUCUUAGUCUGGCCCUUUAUUGUCAACUGGCUCAUCAAAAUGUACUUCAAGAAGAAAGGCAAGGCACACAGGAGGUCACCUUUCAUGUAAACUACAUGUUGUGCUGUUUUAAGUUAAAACUUUUGGUCCAACACAAAAAAGUUCUCUCACCUAGA
Messenger RNA from Branchiostoma belcheri (Belcher's lancelet), 1952 nucleotides. Its product is annotated as acyl-CoA-binding domain-containing protein 5-like. Lineage: Eukaryota; Metazoa; Chordata; Leptocardii; Amphioxiformes; Branchiostomatidae. The record is from RefSeq and is a predicted model, not a curated record. Gene Ontology annotation, molecular function: fatty-acyl-CoA binding. Bases 28 to 1887 code for a protein of 619 amino acids. Gene Ontology annotation, biological process: fatty acid metabolic process. The transcript is spliced from 10 exons.